Molecule: messenger RNA, 941 nt
Organism: Larimichthys crocea (large yellow croaker)
Lineage: Eukaryota; Metazoa; Chordata; Actinopteri; Sciaenidae
Gene: myl4
Product: myosin, light chain 4, alkali; atrial, embryonic
Exons: 10
Coding region: 250-828 (192 amino acids)
Cellular component (GO): myosin II complex
Molecular function (GO): calcium ion binding
Source: RefSeq, a predicted model, not a curated record
CCUACUAGUGAAAGAAGACAAGUACAUCAGUUAACAUAAGUUAGGAACACCAGCUGAAACCCACAAACAGGAUCCUGGUGAAGACUCCUGAGGAAUCCUGGAGGACAAAAUGGAGGACCAUCUCCACCUCCAGUUGACUCUGUAAGCAAACUGCAGGAGGUCCAGGAGAGUCGGUGAGUAGAAAUCCUGUGAGGAUUUAGAACAUAAAUGGACCCCAUGGACUCGGACUGAUGGAUCCAUCUGUCCAUCAUGGCCCCCAAGAAACCAGAACAAAAGAAAGAACCAGUGAAGGUUUCUCCAGAACCAGUGAAGGAUUCUCCAGAACCAGAACUUGCCAACGAACCAAACUUUGACCCACACAUUAUAAAGAUUGAUUUCACUGUUGAUCAAAUUGAAGAGUUUAAAGAAGCAUUCCAGCUGUUUGACAGAACUCUUCAGAACCAGAUGAAGGUCUCGUUCUCUCAGUGUGGCGACGUGAUGAGAGCGCUCGGACAAAAUCCAACCAACACCGAAGUUCUGCGAGUGCUGGGACGCCCUAAACCAGAAGACAUGGAUAGUAAACUGGUGGACUUUGAGACCUUCCUGCCAAUGCUGCAACAUGUGGCUCACUCCAAAGACCAGGGGACCUACGAGGACUUUGUGGAAGGCCUCCGAGUUUUUGAUAAAGAAGGAAAUGGGACAGUGAUGGGAGCAGAGCUCAGACAUGUUCUGGUCACUCUGGGAGAGAGGAUGACAGAGGCAGAAGUGGACAAGCUGUUAGCAGGGCAGGAAGAUCCUAAUGGCUGUAUUAAUUAUGAAGCUUUUGUCAAGCACAUCCUGUCUGGCUGAAAUAAAGUUGGACUCGUUGACUUCGUGCAGUCUUGUCCUUCAUGACCUUCCUUCUCAUUUUUCUGUGAACUUGUUCAGAUUUUAUCAUUUAAAUAAACCUGAUUUAUCUUUGA